GCUACGUAAAUGAUAUCUUCUAAGACCAUGGUUAUGAAUAUGAUAUCGAGCGUAAUCAAAUUAUGGGUUUGUUUUCAAUAUAAAUUGAUAUCAUUCAAAGAUAGUAAAUGCUCAUAAAAAUUUUAAUAUUGUCUAGUUGAUAAAUUACGAAUAGAAAGACAUGUUAUCAAUUAUUAAUUCGAUGUAUACAUUUUAAAAGUUUCAUAUUGACAUUUUCAUAAAAUGCUUAUUGUUAUGUGGCUUUAAAAAUAUCCCUUGCUACAUGUUUAUAUCUAUCAAAAACUUAUCAUGACUUGCAACUGUGUCGAUGCUCCUGUUCCUCCAUUGUUUGGUGUACAAACUUUAUUUGCUGCUCAACAUACCUCUGAAUCUUGUGGUGCUAAUGGUCUACCGUUAACUCCUAAUUCUAUUACAAUAUUAGGACGUGCUCAAAAACUAAGGACUUUAAAUCAUCCAAAUUUAGUCUUGCAUUUAGAUUUUAUUCGAAAACAGCAUGGUCGUAUAAUUUUGGUCUCUCAGUAUUUCAAACGAUCUCUAUGGACUGAAACAAAUAAUUAUUUAUUAUUAUUGCCAUUGGAAAAAGUACUGAGUUGGACCCAUAGAGUUUUAGAUGCUUUAACUUAUUUAAACAGCAAUGGUGUUGUGCAUCGGUUUUUAACUCCACAGUAUAUACUAUUUGAUGAUGAAGAUAAUGUUAAAUUAUUUAACUAUGGUCUUUACUAUAUGACAAAUAGCGGUAAAAAUAUUACUUUUCCCAUUGGUAAACUUAAAUACACUGCACCUGAAGUAUUAGUUCUUGAUAGAGAUUCAUACAAAUCAGGUCCUAAAACAGAUUCUUGGUCUUUAGGUAUAAUUGUUUUAGAAUUAUUACUUGGAGCACAACUUUGGCCAACACUUAAACUUAGUCAAAUUAUACGGAAAAUAUUAUCAUUAACACAUUGUACAGAUGUUGUGAUGAGAUUAGCUCGUGAAAUGGGCCGCUUAACAAUGUAUCAAUCUUUGCCUGAUGAAUUAAAAGACUUCCUUGGUAAAUGCAUCUGUAUGGAUGUUAAGAAAAGAUUGUGUCCAAAAGAACUAUUUCAUCAUAAAAUAUUUUCUGCCUAUGAGUACUCAAAAAUAUUAAUGAAUAAAUGUUAUUCAUGUAAACAUCCAUUACGACAAAUGAAACUGGAUCAAGUCUAUUAUUUAUGGAAGCUAGCUGGUGGAGAUGUUGAAUGGGCUUUAAAAAAGAAAGGCUUAUUAAGGAACGAAUCCCCUAUCUUACUUUUACCUCGACUAAUCAUUCUUGAAGGAACAUUAUAUGGUAAUACACGAAAUCAAAGUUCACUAUUAGAUUUACAGAUAGUUGAACUACCCUUAGACCUAUUGGUUAAUCGUCUUCAACAUCUCAAAAUAACAGAUUAUGAUCCUUUAAUUGAUCAAGUUAAUAAACAAAAUGAUACUACUGAGAAGUUACCAUUGGUUAUUCGUGAAAAAGAUACAGAAUAUCAAUUUCGACGAAUUAUUUUGUUUGACCGCUUAUUAGCUGCUUUUCCUUUUAAAUUGGACAAAUUACUUAUCGAAGCAAAGAAAGAUAUUCCUCCAUUUUUCAGGGGAGAGGUUUGGGCAUGUUUAUUAAAUGUUUGCGGUGAUACUGAAAGUAUCUAUAUGUCCAUAGACAAAGAAACAGCUGGUGUGACUGAUAGACAAAUUGAAGUUGAUAUACCAAGAUGCCAUCAAUACAAUGAUUUGUUAUCAUCAUCAGUAGCUCAUAAAAAAUUAAAAAGAGUCUUGAAAGCAUGGCUUGUUAGUCAUCCUAAAUAUGUUUAUUGGCAAGGCCUGGAUUCAUUGUGUGCUCCCUUUGUUUAUUUAAACUUCUGCAAAGAACAUGUAUCUUAUGCUUGUCUUACAGCAUUUGUGAAGAAAUAUUUGAAUGAUGUAUUUUUAAAAGACAAUGCUGCUGUGAUUCGAGAAUAUUUAAUAAAGUUAUCUCAUUUAAUUGCAUUUCAUGAUCCACAACUAGCAAACCACUUAGAUGAAAAAGGUUUUAUACCAGAUUUAUUUGCCAUACCUUGGUUUUUAACAAUGUUUUCUCAUGUUUUUCCUUUGCAUAAAAUUUUUCAUCUUUGGGACAAGCUAUUAUUAGGUGAUUCCUCAUAUCCAUUAUUUGUUGGGUUAUCAAUCCUUACCCAAUUACGUAGUACCUUAUUAAAUUCUGGAUUUAACGAGUGCAUAUUAUUAUUUUCUGAUCUGCCAGAAGUGGAUAUUGAGAAGUGUGUUUUAGAGUCAUCUAAGUUUAAUGAUGCUACACCCAGAUCUAUUACCUUUAGGAAAUAUGAAUUAAGAACUGAAACACGAGAGUAUGAUCCAUGUUUAAUGUAUGAGGUUUUGCAAAAUGAAUUUAGUCCUAGAAUAAGCAUUUACGAUUUAGUAGAAUUAAAAAGUUCCAGCCUUAAAUUUUUAGUUUUAGAUACCAGACCUCAAGAAUUUUAUAUAGAAAAGAGUAUACCAGGUAGUUUGAAUAUUCAUGUUAGAGAGGAAGAUUUAGUAGAUGAAAAUUUUGAUUUAGCACCUUGUCCGGAAUUAAGUGCAUUGGUAAACAAUAGAGGCAGUAUAUUAAUCGUAGUGGAUAAUGUAUUUGAAUUAAAUAAAGUAAGAUCAUUUUGUAGAUUUUUAGUGAAAAAAGAAUACCCUAAAGUAUGCAGCUUGCAUGGAGGUAUUGAAGCAUUAGAAAAUUUUAAUAUCUUGGUACCUGCAAUAAUGUAUUAAUAUUAUAUAAGAAUUUUAUCUGUAUUUAUAGA
Messenger RNA from Sipha flava (yellow sugarcane aphid), 2780 nucleotides. RefSeq names its product TBC domain-containing protein kinase-like protein. Gene Ontology annotation, molecular function: ATP binding; protein kinase activity; GTPase activator activity. The record is from RefSeq and is a predicted model, not a curated record. The coding region runs from base 289 to 2748 and encodes 819 amino acids. Lineage: Eukaryota; Metazoa; Arthropoda; Insecta; Hemiptera; Aphididae. The transcript is spliced from 2 exons. Gene Ontology annotation, biological process: protein phosphorylation; activation of GTPase activity.